Molecule: messenger RNA, 1779 nt
Organism: Gaeumannomyces tritici R3-111a-1
Lineage: Eukaryota; Fungi; Ascomycota; Sordariomycetes; Magnaporthales; Magnaporthaceae
Exons: 2
Coding region: 1-1779 (592 amino acids)
Biological process (GO): glucose 6-phosphate metabolic process; intracellular glucose homeostasis; glycolytic process
Cellular component (GO): cytosol; mitochondrion
Molecular function (GO): ATP binding; D-glucose binding; glucokinase activity
Source: RefSeq, a predicted model, not a curated record
AUGGCGUCAAGCCCCAUCGAACAAGCCCACGGCGUCGGGCCAGGGGGGAUGAUAGCACCCUGGGCGUCUGCCGUUGUCCAACAGUUUGAGGUCACACCCUCGCUGCUGCAGGACGCAACCAAUCUCUUUGUGCAGCAGCUCAGAGAGGGCCUGGCCCAGGAUGGGACCUCGCUUCUCCAGGUACCGUCAUAUGUGGCCAAGCUCCCGGAUGGGAGCGAAAAGGGCACCUGCCUAGCCGUCGACCUCGGCGGCACGAACCUGAGGGUCUGUUCGGUCGAGCUGCGCGGGGACUCGACCUACUCGGUGGCCAAGACCAAGGCCGCGAUCCCCGUGGCACUAAUGACGGCGCCGUCUUACAAAGACCUCUUCCGCUUCGUUGCCCAACAGGUCGAGGGAUUCCUGCUCGGCGCCUGGCCGGAGGGCGUUGAGGAGUGGCCGUGGCCGGAGAGGGUGCGAGAGUGGCGGGGAGUUUUGGCAUCACGGGAAGACGUGACCGGCGAGCUGCGCCGGAAGCACGCGCAUCCGUUGGGGUUCACCUUCAGCUUCACGUUCGACCAGCACGCCAUCGACCGGGGGACGCUCCUGUUCUGGACCAAGGCCUUCACCAUCAAGGACGCCGUGGGGCGGGACCCCUGCGCGAUGCUGCAGGAGGCCCUGGACGAGCAGGGGCUCCCGCUGGUGGUCGCGGCGCUCGCGAACGACACCGUCGGGGCGCUGGCCGCGCGGGCCUACUCGGCGGGUGCAUCCGCGAGGCGCGGCAACGGGGCCAAGACUGGAACAUGCAGCGGCACGCUACUGGGGGCCAUCUUUGGGACCGGCACCAACGGGGCGUACAUGGAGCGGCUCGAGAACAUUACCAAGCUGCACUCCCAGGAGCAGUUUGCCGACCCGGAGCGGCGGCGGGGCCGGCUCCAGGCACUCAACACCGAGUGGGGAGGAUUUGACGGCAAGCUGGAGGUGCUGCCGGUCACGCGCUACGACGCGGCGCUGGACCGGGACUCGGCGAACCCGGACGACCAGCACUUUGAGAAGCGCAUCUCGGGCAUGUAUCUGGGCGAGAUCAUGCGGCUGGUCCUGGUGGACGGCUGUGGCCCAGGCGGCGGGCUCGAGGGACUGAGGGUGCCGCCCACGUCGAGGCUGUUCGUCCCAAACUCGAUCGACAGCUCGUUCCUGUCGGCGCUGGUGAGCGACAGGACGGCAGGGCUCGACUCGGCCCGCGGCGAGAUCGAGGGCGUGCUCGGCGUGAGCGACGUGGCGACGGCGGACGCAGAGGCCAUCAGAUUGGUGGCGGAGGCGAUCGGCCGCCGAGCAGCCAGGCUUUCAGCCGUCGCGGUUGCCGGCGUGGUCAUCCAGUCGGGGCGAGGCAGCCAAGGGGACCAGACCGCGGCCGGCGCAGCGUGGGGGGUCUUGGCGUCCCUGGGGGUGUUCCGAGCCGUGCUGCUUGGGAUCGCUAGGCGGCUCGCCUCCUGGCUGGGGCUCGACGUGAUAGGCCGACCGGCCACCUCAUCCCUGCCGCGCCAGGAUGAUAACGAAGACGGGACGGAUAGCAGCAGCAGCAGCAGUAGUGGCGGCGGUGGCGAGGAGAUCGACAUCGGGGUCGACGGGUCCCUGUUCGAGCAUUUCCCUGGUUUCGAGGGCAACAUGCGCGCCGCUCUGCGCGAGAUGUCGGGGAUCGGGAAGAUGGCGGAGCAAAGGGUCCGAAUGAGCAUGGCCAAGGAUGGUUCAAGUGUUGGGGCGGCGCUGAUUGCCUGGACGGUGGCACAAUCACAAUGCAGCUGA